UCGGUGCGGAACGCGAUAUUGGUCCUGGUGGUUUGACACCCGGAGGAUAACAUUGCUGUAGGUUGAUUGGAAUAUUCUUUUUUCCUUGUCACGUUUGGUCGCGGUCGGUUGAUGGACUUUGGAGCGUGAGUGAGUUUAUGGUCCACGGGGUUUCACGCAGGUGAAUCUGCUGUCACUGAGGAGCAAUUUAUUUCGGUAGGUCGGUCGCUUUCCCACGGGGGUUCCUCAUUAGUGCGUUAGACUUGUGCGAAAGUGUAUUAUCGCGGUCGGAUCCGCUUGUCUCACUUACGUGAGUAUACGUGAUCGAAAUGAUGAUUCGCCUCAUUCUCGGAGAAACGUAGUGUUGUUUUGUUGAUGGCAGCACAGGUACCUAGUGCUAGUUUCCAACUUAACUGCGAAGUGAGGCUCAACGACAGCAUUAUGUAUUAUUAACACGUCCCGAAGCAGUUAGUUUCAUCGUUAGACUUGAUCCCGUUAUCGUAAAGUGAUACAGUCGAAAGUUGUUAAGGGAAAAGGAGAAAGUUUCGGAUUAUCAUUGUGCUUUCGGAAUUGCUGUUUGCCGAGAUCAGCCAUGCGGGAGGAUGUGAACGUGAAGAUGAAGGAUUAACUCUCUCACCCACAGUCUUUCCCUCGGUGCGUCUCAGUGUGUACAUUGCCUAAGGAGGAUAUCAAAUUUCGAGAAAGUCUUCUAGCACCGGGAAUUAGGCGUUACUUGAGCCAAAGCUUCAGCAGCUGUUGUUUGCCUACUGGAGCUGGUUCUGACUGGAGUGUAGAAGAAGAGGGGGAAAAACGAUGUGAUGAUAGUUUAUGGUACGGAUUAAGAAGCAAACGGAAAUCGCAAAACGAGCACAAGGGGAGUGAAUAUUGGGGGAAAAGUGAUUUUCCGGUCUCUGAAUAAGUGUAUAGUGUAAGUGAGGGUGUGAAUGUGGACUCGAAGGCGAAACGGCAGUUCCGGUAGCGUUUGCAGACGUAGAAGAAUAGCCGGCAAACUUGAGACAAAAGGGCAGUUUGGUAUGGAUGCUUAUAGCUCGGAUUAACAGCGUAGUUUGGCACUUUGUACGGAUUUGUUGCAUACAAGAGCUCUGAGAAGCAACACCCCUUGGAAAGACUGCGGAAAGGCUGGGCUGAACUCAUUUCUUUGCAGAGCAGUUUCUCAGCUGAUAUAUAGAAUUUAUACACUUGCUGAGCUGUUUGUAUUUCUCGGAUGGUGAGUAUUUGUUGAGGUAACGCUGGAAGACAGGAGGACAGAAGAAACAAAAAUCAAUCGUGAUGGCCAAUAAAGAUAAGUGUGUCUUUAUGAGCGCUAUAAUUGCACUGCUGGUUGCGCACAUUUGCGCUGCCACCCCGGGCUUACGGAAUCUGUCACUGGUCAUCAAGCCGCCCUGGGUUCGGCGGGGUCAGGAAGCACAGCUACACUGCCAGUACGAGAUGGAGGGUGCCCCGCUCUACUCGGUCAAGUGGUACCGGGGUACGCUGGAGUUUUACCGGUAUUCACCGUUUGAGAACCCUCCGGCGAAGAUUUUUCCCUUUACGGGAAUCAAAGUUGACAUGACCGUUUCGAACGCAACACACGUCACCCUGCGCAACGUGGGCUUCAAUCUGUCCGGGAAUUUCACCUGCGAAGUAACGGCGGAUGCUCCCUCGUUCUACACUGGAGUAGCCACCAACUUCCUCACCGUCGUCGAGCUACCGCACUCGCCACCCACCCUGUGGACGGAACACACAAAAUACGACCCGGGGGAUAUACUGCGAGCCAACUGUUCGACGCCGCCAUCGAAACCAGGAGCCACCGUAACCUUUCUGCUGAACAGUAUGACGGUCGGAACUGAGCCUACGGUGCUGCAUCCAACGCAUGACGGUCUGCAUUGGGCUUCGAGAGAUCUCAACAUUCAGCUGUUACCAUCGCACUAUUCCACCGGACAGCUGAUUCUGCGAUGUUUGGCCGAGGUAGGCACAAUCUACUCGGAAGUAUCCCAAGCACCACUGGAAAGCAGCCGGAAGGAGCCUAUCCCCGAGCGAGUGACAUCCCCGAAUGGAUCGUCCCGGCCGCAACCACUGUUCUACUGGUGCAGUGGCCUCGCAACGCUCGUAAUGGUGCUGCUGAGUUCAUCGUUGACCCGGCUAGAUCAGCGCCAUCUUCAUCAUCAACCACAUCGGCCGGUGCAAGAUAGUUCCAGAUGGUAGCAACCAGUUCCGGUCGUGCCGUAACCGAAAACGCUCCACGUCUGUCCACUGUAACUUUUUCUUCUUCAGCACUGUGUGACUUUUGUAUCUGCGCUUCAAAAAAUAAAAUGAUCCGAAAAAUGCUUAAAGAGAACGAAUCAAAAAAAUAAUUGGACGGUGUAAAAAUAGACAUAGAAAUCAUGGAUUCUUGGUUAAAUUUUCACCAUUUUUUUCUCGAAAUCUUUCCCAUUGUCGAUGGGAUUCAAUAAUAAGGAAAAACAAGAUGCUGAACGUAGAAGGUUGUAAUUGUAUCGAUAUUAAGCUAGGAUAAUGAAGAUUUGUUAUUCGUGUUUAGCCCAAUGGUAAUGCUGGAUGCGAAAGUAUAAAGGGAAUCUCGUCCUGCCCCUGUUGGUAUUCAGGAGUUGGUCAACCUGCAUGGGAAUUCAUCAUACUCUGUUUAGACAUUCGAGGCGCGUUUAUUUCGCUAUAGGUUAUUAUAAUCCCGAAAUCAAUUAAACAUGAAUAGAUAAUCCUGAUGAAUUUUAAGUAAAGUUCUUGACCAUGAAAAAAUGACAGUUUCUUCAACCAGUUCCAAAUAAAUCAUUGGUUUUGAAUUAAAAACAGUUCCGUCAGAAAUCCGUCUCAAACACAACAACCGAGUUUCGCAUUUUAGCUGGAAUCCAGACAGACGGCAUUCAGGCUUCUGAAUCAAUUUUCGGAUAAUUCGACAAUUGCCGCAGUCAGAUUUAAUUCGAACCUUUAUCGAAAUAUUUCGAAACGGAUUUCGCAAUCGAUCAACUGAUUGUUCCGUAUUAAGCAAUUUGUUGAGAGUUAGUCCCAAUGCGCGAAUUGUACCCAUCUCAUUCAGUAACAAGCGAAACUUUUAAGCGCUAUUUACACCUAUCCGAUCCGUUUCAAUGACGGCCCCGUACCGUGCAGCACUGAUGUAUUCUAUAUGAGCUGUUCUAUUUUACAUCAUUGACUAAAACAGAUCCAUCGCAAUUCUAAGAUGCAGUUAUAUUUUUCGAGCACUUUUUUGGAACAGAUUUCGAGCAGCUCGACUAUUUUUUUUUUUAAUUUGCCGCAAUUUGAAAAACGUGUCAAAUAUUUUUCACUAGUAUGUGUGACGACAGACAGCAGAAAAAAAACAAUAUAUGUCACAUAACACAGUUUGUCUUUGUGAAACAGAUUUACAUAACAGCAUUGCGAACAGCCUAAAUCAUCGCAUUGGAAGCGCUUUGCAAUACAAUAUCUUAUUGUACGUUGUUCGGAGCAGUUCACAAGAAAUAUAAAUAACUACAGACCAGCGAUGCCAGAUGUGAAGACAUGUCUUCAUUUUGAAGACAUUUGAAAGGCUGUGACGACUAGAGUUCCUAUAUAUAGAGAUAGGCGGACACAAAAGCCGGAAAACUGGCAGCUCUUAUUCCAGGAAGAAAGCACUGGCAACCCAUGCCAAUGUUCAAGCUCUAGCUUAAUGAUUUCAUUGUCGUCGUGAGUUAGAACUUCACAUGUACGAAUGGAAAACCAAUUCGAAGAUCUGAUGAUAUGAUUUCAUACUUGUGCGAAUAUCUCUUUGUGUUACAAAAAAAAUCUUGUUCUUUUCGUUUCUCUACACUCGAUAACACAUGAAAAGAGUAAAAUAAUUAUGACCAUAAUCACAAUACCUUUUCCAUAUACAUCCAAAGAGAACAUGUUAUGUGACGUAAUGCUCAGGAGGGUGUCACUCCUGUCAUCCGCUAUGGAGAUAUACGGACUUUGACAGUAGUCAACAUCUGAUGGGCCUAGCUGCAUCUAGGCCCACGUCGCCCGUGCAAUACCAUUGGGUUGUUUAGAUUUUAACAAAGGCAGAUGUUGGCUAGGACAAAAUGGCUGCCUAGCAGGGGGCUGGUAAUGCUCGAUUGGCUCCACCAUUUGACAUGUUCAAUUGGCUCCGCUCAGUGUCUCCGCCUAACUAUGAAUAUAGUAACUAUAGUGAAGACGGGUUUUUCAUUUUGAAGACAAAUUUGUUUCGGUUGUCUGAUCGAUUUCUGGCAGAAUUCUGGCUCAAAAUCUAAAACCGAUUCAGAAUCCUGGUCGGUGCAGACAAAUGAAGACAUUUUUUCAUGAAAUGUGAAGACAUUUGAAAAAUAUGCCUGGUAUCCCUGCUACAGACACUUUAUACACAUAUAUGCGGAGACAAAAACAGUAAAACUUGCAACAAUGAAUGUAAUCUGGCAUCACGGAUGAUCCCAUAAUCCCCUAAGAACGGUUGGUUUAAAAACCGUCCAAUGGAGGACGUUCGUUGGACCAACGUUGGAUGACGUACAAAUAACCUUUCAGCAUACGUCCAUCGUUGGACCCGUGUUGAACAAUUUUGAAACAAUUUUUGGAGCUUCUCAAUGGGCACCCUCUAAGAACGGUUGGUUUCAAAAUCAUCCAAUAAAGGACAUUCGUUGGACCAAUUUAAACAACGUCCAAAUAACCGUUCAACAAACGCCCAUCCUUGGACCCGUGUUGAACGCUUUUGAAACAAUUUUUUGGACGUCUCAGUGGGCAGCUUUGCGUGGGCUUCUUCUUUUACUUCCCCUCGCAAAACCCGUAUGCUCGUUUGGCUGCAACUUUUGACACUUUGCUAGUAUGUGUAUGUAGUCUGUAGAAAUAACCCAGUCCGUUUAUAUUUUCCGGUUACCAAAUUUGAAUGUUGAUUCAAAUCUUGAUCGAAACUUUUAGAAACAAAUUUCGAAGUUGAUCAGUGUUAUAUGAUUCUAACUGAAACAAAGAUAAAUUUUUAGUUUACCUGUUGCUGUUUAGCUGCAAUUCAAUUAAAUUUCGUGAUAAGGAUUCUGCGCACAUUUUGACAUAACCGAAAUUCUGUCUGAAUCGGUUGUUAAAUGUGAACUGGAAUCUGGCUUGAAUCAGUCAGAAAUAUUCAUGUCUAUUUCAACGGUGUUCUAUUCCAGCGUAAUUCCUACCUCGAAACAAGUAAAGUGAAAUUCCGUUGUACUGCAUCAAUAACUAUCCAGUUUUUUACGUGCCAUAAUGGCGGUCUAAAUUGUUCAGUUGGUAAUACGUUUAAUUGCCCUUUUUGACAAUAAUCGUUUACGCCAGCUUGACAGCAACGCCUAGUUGAAGAUGUCGGGCGUUCAUUGAAUAAACAUCCAAUGCAUUGGACUAACGUAGGAUGACUUAAUCUUUAGACAAUUUAGACCGCCAUUAUGGCACGUGAAAAGCUGGAUACAAAAUAUGAGCGCGUUUCGAAUGUCAAUUGAGUUGAGUCAAUCUAGGUGGAAAUACAAGUGCGAAAUAUAUGGAAAACAGAAAUGAAGAUCGGUAGAACAACAACGCAGAUUGUUGUUCGAUAACUACAAACUUAAUAGGUGUCAAAAUCAAAAGAAAGCAAAACUAGGGGGGCAAAAUCCGCUGCAAAAAAGCGAUAUUAGUGUGAGAUUGUAUGUAGCAAACAACAUAAAUGAUGUGGCAACAGAAACAAUAGACACAUACUGUCCAGCUAAGAACUGUAUAUAUACAUAUAAAAAUAAACAUUUUUUGCUGCGAGUUUAGACAGACGAAAAAAAAACUACCAAAGGUAAGAAAUCUAGUCAAUAUAUUGC
Molecule: messenger RNA, 5753 nt
Organism: Topomyia yanbarensis
Lineage: Eukaryota; Metazoa; Arthropoda; Insecta; Diptera; Culicidae
Exons: 8
Coding region: 1270-2184 (304 amino acids)
Source: RefSeq, a predicted model, not a curated record